ACAGUACUUCCUGCGUGAACUGGGUUUAAAUCAAUGUUUGCAUAGUACGGGCUAUGAGCGUUUGUAUUAUAAUCAACACAUUUGUUCGAUCGUUUCAAAACAAAUUAACGGAUAUCAGUGUUUACUUAACUUAAAAAUCUGUGCCAGAACUCAAUUCGUUGAUAUAAAGGCGCCAUGUUGGGAAACAUCGGAAAUGUCGUCUGCUUCAUCAUCGUCCUCAUGACGUCACACCACGUUACCGGACAGGCGCAUGACGUGGCACAGUUGAGCAAAAGGCUGACGAUCCUCAAGAAUUCCGUUGAUGACGAUAUCGGCGACAUCCGGCUCGAGAUCAUGGAUCUGAAGAUGAUUGUCGAGCAGAUUGGAGUCGGUCAGAGGAACGCUAGCGAUGGAUCCAUUAUUGGCCAUGGAAUAACAGAUAUUAAUCAAAGGGAGAUUACAGAUCUCAAGAAUAAGUUGAAUGCACAUGAAAGCCGACUGAACAGAUUAUUCAGUACUGUCAGCGAAAUUCAAGUGGAAAAUUCGGCACUUAAAAGUAAAGUCAACCAAUUGGUCGUAGAGAAAGAAAAUGAAGCAAAUGCUGAACUUCUCAGGUUCAACGCAGGGAUUGAAACAAAAUUUGACGAUAUAGUCAACGCUUUUCAAAAGAAGUUUGAAGAAACCGCAGCUGUGAUGAUGAAAGGUUACAAGGACCUUAAGACGCACAUGUUCGAUCAAACAAAUACCCUUUCCCAGUCCAUGAUCUCCGAACAAAACAAACUGAGUAUAAAGAUUGACAAGGCAAUCGUUCGAGUGGAUGGUGAAGUGAACAAACUCCAAGUCAACGCAUUGGUCGAGAAAAAUGAAAGAAACACAUUGAUCAAGAACUUCAAAGCUGAACUUCUCCAGUUAAACGCAGGCGUUGAAACGAAAUGCGACGACAGAGUCAACGCUCUUCAAAACAAUUUGAGUGCGAGGAUUGACAAGGCAGAUGCUAAUAUAUUAAAACUGGACGCUUCGAGAGAAGAACUGAAAACACAGAUUGGGAGGCUACCAAUCUCAGUCAACGGGUACUUCGUCAAGAGCAUAUUCGGGAGCGACCUUAUCAAGCACGUCAAAAUCGGGACCAGGGUCGUGCGUGGUAGAGACUGGAUUUAUGGUGACCAGGACGGCGGAGGCCCAGGCACCGUGACACGUGCUCACUCGGGCGAUCGUUACGGCUUGGUGGAUGUCAAGUGGGACAUGGGCGGGGAAUACUACUACCGCAUGGGCUACGAAGGCAAAUACGAACUGCUAAUAUUGGCGGAUUGACAAUAACUGUCCAUGUCACCCACUAAUUAUGGACUUAGCGCAUAUAUUUAGCGAGUUCUUUAUAUAUUUUGUAUCUGAUUAAGCCGUUGAUUGAACCACAGAACGUUGUCACUUAAACGGAAAUACAUUUACCCAUGCUUUAAUUAGAAUGCUUUAUCACACCUGGUCAAGAAUUGAUAAACAACCCAGACAUUUGUCGAGGGAGGAAUUACCACUGAGAGCAUUCAUUCUCACAAUUUUGUAUCAAAAAGUAUUUACUAUUGGUUGAUUGAUAAUGUCAUCAUGAAUUGUACACAACAAUAUUUAACACAAACUUAAAACUUCAUUUAAAAUAAUUUCUUUUCAAAAAAAAUGUCUCCAGGAUGAUACGUCAACCGAUCCUUUGAUCACUCGCUAUUUACGUCAGACAAAAAUAAAAAUACGUUGUCAACUUAAAAAUGCAAUCUCAACAAGCCGUCAAUGGAUUACAAGAAUAUUGCCUUCAACGCAAACAACAUUACCAAACACAGACAGCUAGAUUCAAAGAUAAAUAUUUCAUAAUAUUGAUAUUCGGCAUUUUCGCGGUAAAUCAGAUUUUAUGAAUAGCAGUUUUCAAACAAUUUGUUCACAGCUGCAGAAAGCUUGUAAUUGUAGUUCAUGUGAAUAUAUCAUUUCAGUUAAAUCCUUAGUUUAGUUACUGCAAAAUAAAGUAUAAUUGUUUACCAAACAGCUGUACGUUUAACGAUGUAUUUUGAUGACACCUUUUUGAAUUUUUAACUUUUGAUCACCACGAAGGGGUUGCGAUUGCUAUCUGUGUUGCCAUGGUGAUAUUUAAUUGUACAGGCCUAAAUUGAAGAUUGCGAUUCAUACCCCAAGUUACAGAUACAAAGUUAAUAAUAAACGUUACGCUGGAAAAUUAGAUACUAUAUACAACAUGUCUAAUCUUCACAGCGUUGAUUAUAGUAGAAAUAUGAAAUCAUGAAAGUUUUACAUUUUACAUCGGCAAAGAUUUUAACCAUAACUUCAAGUACAUGUAAAGGUGUAAAACGUGGAAUGUUGGACAUAUGCGUUCGGGGUUUGCCCAAAGUGUUCUUUGUCUGACUUAAUAACUUUAUCGAGUUUUGACUAAAACUUUCAGAAUGAAUAUAGAAAUAAUGUUCAAUGGUAAAGUCAUUUUAUCGAUGUGUUUUUUGCACAGUACACAUUAAGCAAACGGUAAAUACGUUCACAAUGUUUUGGCAAAUGGUCUUUUUUAGUUUCUUGCGGCAAGAGCUUUUAACCUUAUUAAUGUUUUCUCAAUCUUUAUACUCUACACUUACGUGUCGUUUAAGUUUAAAUAUUUAUGACGUUCAUAUUAAUAUAUCUUUGAGUUUUUAUGUUUUGAUUUUAGUCUGAAGAACGUUUUUUUUAAACAGUUGUGUCUUCAAUCCAAUAUACAAAAUACAACACAAACAUAGCAAUAUUUAAAUGAUGGUAUAAUGAAACUCAAGAGAUAUUAUAAGUGAGGAACAUUUUACGUUCAAUAUAAAAUUUAACGCUAAUAUAGCAAAAAUAAAAUGAUGGAAUAAUGAAACUCAAGAGAUAUCAUAAGUGGGGAACAAUUUUCGUUCACGCCAAUAAACAGAUUAAGUUUAUAUUUUAACAUGCCUUUGAAGCGCGUUUAAAAAAUAAUAAUUUCAUGAAAAAUUACUUUCAGUGUAACACGUGAUAAACGGAGGUAUAUCAAUUGCAACAGUGUUUGUUUCAAAGUGCUUAUAUAUUGGAUGAUAUAUACUUUAGAAUUGAUAGAAUGAAAAAAACUUGUCAAUAUUUGUUAUGACACCCCUAUUCGAUUCAAUAAUUAUUCUUUUACACAAAGCGAUUAUAAAGUCACCAUAAUUGAUGAACAGUAUGUUUAGAGGUCGUGUCGUGAACUUACCAGAAACUUGCACAUUUGGAUUGAGUUGAGUCCCUUCAUAUUUGACUUCUGAAAAUUGCUUUUCAUAAAACAUGCAGCUUAUGUAGGAUAUGCGGAAUAAAUAUGAAAUUUAGUGAGUGAAUUUAAUAUAUAUAAUGUUCGUGGUUUAUGAACUUGUGUUCGUUAUUGUUAAAUUGGUCAGUAGCUGGUGUAUGCUAAAUACACAUGUAUAAUGAAAAUUAAUAUCGGGAUAUCUCGUAAACUUGAAUGGUAAAAUGUCUAUAAAAUCAAGAAACUUCCAUUGUUUGUCAACACAUUUAUUGCAUAAUGAAAGAAUAAUAAAUAAUGAAAAAUGU
Molecule: messenger RNA, 3522 nt
Organism: Dreissena polymorpha
Lineage: Eukaryota; Metazoa; Mollusca; Bivalvia; Myida; Dreissenidae
Exons: 4
Coding region: 175-1290 (371 amino acids)
Biological process (GO): protein ubiquitination
Molecular function (GO): ubiquitin-protein transferase activity; metal ion binding
Source: RefSeq, a predicted model, not a curated record